This is a messenger RNA of Punctularia strigosozonata HHB-11173 SS5, 744 nucleotides long. RefSeq lists its product as uncharacterized. The transcript is spliced from 2 exons. Bases 1 to 744 code for a protein of 247 amino acids. NCBI's taxonomy places the organism in Eukaryota, Fungi, Basidiomycota, Agaricomycetes, Corticiales, Punctulariaceae. The record is from RefSeq and is a predicted model, not a curated record.
AUGGUUUCUUCAGCCGGAUCGCUGCAGAGCAGCAUUGUGGACGUCAGCCCCGUCCGCCCCGCCAAACUCAUCGAAGCCGAGCGCUCCGGUUCGCCCUUCAGCGACCACUACGCUUCCCCGCCGGCCCUCGCGCCCAUCACCGACGGCGAAGGCCUUUCCCACCUGCAAACCCGGCUCCUCACCGACCUCGCCUUCCUCGCCUCCUCCCUCUCCGCCCGAGACGACCGCUUGCGCGAACUCUCCGACGAGCUCGGCGCCGCCCACGACGCGCACCGCGACACCCAGCGCGCGCUCGGCGCCGCCCACGGCCAGAUCAGCGCCGCCGAGCGACGGGCGGACGAGGCCGAGUCCACGGCGCGCGACGCCGAGGCUCUCGCGGCGGAGGCGGCUACCCGGCUCGCGGACGCGGAGGCUCGGAUGCGCGAGGCGCAGCAACUGGCCGAGCAGGCGCACCGGCACAAGCUCGAGGCGGACGCGUGGGCGGAGGCCGCCGAGGCGCGCGCACACGAGGCGGAGCAGCGGGCGCAGAAAGCGGAGGAGGAGGCGCGGCGGAGGCCCACCGGCGAGCGAAGGAGCAGCGCUGGGUCCCCGGUCGACGUCGAGGCCGGACACUCUGGAGAAGAGCAGAUCCGCGGAUCGUGGGCGGGGAGGAAACGCGAAAUCGUCGGAGAGAGCGAUCCGCGGUUUGCAGGUUGGCUCGGGUUCGCCCUCGGAUACGUGACCAGGGCGAUAUUGGGAAAAUAG